Molecule: messenger RNA, 702 nt
Organism: Polyodon spathula (Mississippi paddlefish)
Lineage: Eukaryota; Metazoa; Chordata; Actinopteri; Acipenseriformes; Polyodontidae
Product: LHFPL tetraspan subfamily member 4 protein-like
Exons: 5
Coding region: 145-384 (79 amino acids)
Biological process (GO): sensory perception of sound; gamma-aminobutyric acid receptor clustering
Cellular component (GO): postsynaptic membrane; inhibitory synapse; plasma membrane
Molecular function (GO): GABA receptor binding
Source: RefSeq, a predicted model, not a curated record
CCACCUCACUCCAGAAAUCUAUCGUUUUAGGAGUUGUUGUUUUUUUCAGAAGCAGCUCCCAUGGUUGAAAAAGAAACAACAGAAAAGUCACACAAUACACAGGGGUUAGGAUAUUAAACAGCUGUUUGCUUGGUCCUGGGCUGCAUGAUUUUCCCCAAUGGCUGGGACUCGGAGGUGGUGCGGGACAUGUGCGGGGACGACACGGACAAGUACACCCUGGGGAACUGCUCAGUGCGCUGGGCUUACAUCCUCGCCAUCAUCGGCAUCCUGGACGCCCUGAUUCUCUCCUUCCUCGCCUUCGUGCUGGGAAACAGGCAAAACGAUCUGCUGCAGGAGGAGCUUACCACUGACAACAAAGAUUUCACUAUCACUGGGAGGAUCUAAUGUUAGAUUGAGGUCCAGGAUCAUAGACCAUCAAAGGUUGGAUUUCACGGAGACCCCGCCCCAACACCUUCUCUACUAAUCUCUGUCUCCUCACUCCGGGAUUAAACACUAGAACAAACUACCUUUGUAUUUAUAAACACGAUUCCUCUGGAAAACCGCUUCUUUUUAUUUAUUUAUUGUUUUCUAGUUUUGGACUAUAAAAUGAAACACUAUCAGAGACAUGUAAAUAUUGAGAAAAGGAGAAAUACCAUGUUCACAAGAUUCUUCAUCGGCACCCAGGUGCAAUUCAGAGGAAAAACCAAACAAACUUUUUUUUUU